AUGAAUUCCACCAUAAAUAUUGUUACUUCUGGUUGUACACAUGGAGAAUUAGAUGUUUUAUAUAGAACUAUUGAAGAAUUAGAAUCUCAAAGUGGCAAAAAAGUUGAUCUCGUUAUAUGCUGUGGUGAUUUUCAGGCUGUUAGAAAUUUAGGAGAUCUUGAAUAUAUGAAUUGUCCUCCUAGAUACAGAGAUCUAGGAACUUUUUAUAAAUAUUAUUCUGGCAUUGAUAAAGCACCCUACUUAACAAUAUUUAUUGGUGGAAAUCAUGAAGCUAGUUCUUAUUUAUCAGAACUUCCUUAUGGUGGUUGGGUAGCUCCAAACAUUUAUUAUAUGGGAUUUUCAUCUGUUAUUCAAUUUGCUGGAUUACGUAUAGCUGGUUUAUCAGGGAUUUUUAAUAAUUAUAAUUACAAUAAAGGUCACUUUGAAUGUGUACCUUUUACUCGUGAGACAAUAACGUCAAUAUAUCAUGUUCGAUCUAUCGAUACUUUUCGUUUAAAACAACUUGAAGGAUCAGGAAAAAUUGAUAUUAUGAUAACACAUGAUUGGCCUUGUGGAAUAACUAAAUUUGGCAAUGAAGAAGAAUUAUUGAGAAUAAAACCUUAUUUCAGGAAUGAUAUAAAGGCAAAUAAAUUGGGGAACCCACAUGCUAUAGGAUUACUUAAUAUGUUAAAACCAUCAUAUUGGUUUUCUGCUCAUAUGCAUGUCAAAUUUGCAGCACUAGUUAAUCAUGAAGACAAUACAUUUACACGUUUUCUAGCUUUGGAUAAACCUAUUCCAGGUCGACAAUUUUUACAGCUUCUUGAAAUUCCUGUAAAAGAGGGUGAAACGAAAGUUUUAAAAUAUGACGAAUGCUGGCUUUCAAUUCUUAAAAAUACAGAUCAUUUAACAGUAAUCUCCAACCAUGAUAAUUAUAUGCCAAAUUCUUACAGUACCACGGAAAGAUAA
This is a messenger RNA of Strongyloides ratti, 945 nucleotides long. RefSeq names its product Lariat debranching enzyme. The coding region runs from base 1 to 945 and encodes 314 amino acids. NCBI's taxonomy places the organism in Eukaryota, Metazoa, Nematoda, Chromadorea, Rhabditida, Strongyloididae. The record is from RefSeq and is a predicted model, not a curated record. Gene Ontology annotation, molecular function: RNA lariat debranching enzyme activity. Gene Ontology annotation, cellular component: nucleus. The transcript is spliced from 3 exons. Gene Ontology annotation, biological process: mRNA splicing, via spliceosome.